Bipolaris sorokiniana ND90Pr is the source of this 2259-nucleotide messenger RNA. RefSeq lists its product as uncharacterized. Lineage: Eukaryota; Fungi; Ascomycota; Dothideomycetes; Pleosporales; Pleosporaceae. The record is from RefSeq and is a predicted model, not a curated record. Gene Ontology annotation, molecular function: mannitol dehydrogenase activity. The transcript has a single exon. The coding region runs from base 186 to 1889 and encodes 567 amino acids.
GGCCCCUACAUACGCUAUGGCGACUUUUUUUUUCCUGGCACCAUGCUUACGAGACAUGUACACUCGAGCCCACAAAAAGGACAGAGCCAUUCUCUUUAUAAGCCAUUGACCCCCAGCCUUUGUUCGUUGCCCAUCCGUAUCUUUUCUUCGUACCUUUUACCUCCGUUACUCUUCCACACAUAACCAUGCCUCCCCAAGUCCCAAGGAACCUCCUGCGAGCAGCCCGCGCUCGGGCUGUCUUCCAGUCCACCAGGCCCUGCCACCGUGCCUCUCCCAUCAGAUUCCAGUCCACCGAGGCUGUUCGGCAAACCCCCUCAGAGGGCAAGCCCAUCUACAACGCCCCACCCCGCGAGUUUACUCACCGCAAAGAGGAGAAGAUUCCUUCCUCCGCUUCGACACAAGCUCGUCGCGCGGUAGCAUCCCCCCUCAAGCUCAACACCCAGAACCUUGCACAGCUCCAGAAUGUCUCCGUUCCCACCUACAACCGACAAGGUGUCAAGCAGGGAAUCGUCCACGUUGGUGUUGGCGGUUUCCACCGAGCCCAUCUUGCUGCUUACGUCGACACGCUCCUUGAGCAAUUCAACGUACAGGACUGGUCCAUCUGCGGUGUUGACCUCCAACCAUUCGCUGCUCCAAUGCGCGAUGCCCUGAAGCCCCAGGACAACCUCUACACCAUCAUUGAGCGCGCCGCCGAGGGCAGCAGCGCCCGUGUUUGCGGUGCCAUCACCGACUACAUGUUUGCUCCUGACAACGCCGAGGCUGUUGUUGCCAAGAUGGCCCACCCCGACACUCACAUUGUUUCCAUGACCGUCACAGAGAGCGGCUACUACAUGAAUGAGAACACCCACGAGCUCCAGACCGACCACCCCGAUGUUGCCGCCGACUUGGCCGGUGGACAGCCACCCCGCACCGUCUUUGGUUACCUCUACGCUGCCAUGGCUCGCCGCCACGCCGCCGGCCUCCGACCUUUCACCGUUCUUUCUUGCGAUAACAUGCAGAAGAACGGUGACAUCAGCCGUGACAUGCUUGUCUCGUUUGCCCGUCACUUCAACCCCGAGGUUGCCGAGUGGAUCGCCAGCAACGGCGCUUUCCCCAACUCCAUGGUCGACCGUAUCACUCCCCGCACCAACGAGGAGGACAAGGUCAGCCUUGCUCAGCAGUUCGGUGUUGAGGAUGCCUGGCCAGUCGUCACUGAGCCCUUCCACCAGUGGGUGCUCGAGGACAAGUUUGUUGACGGCCGCCCUCCCUUUGAGAAGGCCGGUGUCCAGAUCGUUCCCGACGUCCACAAGGUCGAGGAGUACGAGAUGAUCAAGCUCCGUCUGCUCAACGGAUCUCACUCUGCUAUGGGCUACGCCGGUCAGCUCGCUGGCUUCAACUACAUCCACGAGGUCAUUGGCCACCCCGUGUACCGCCAGUUCAUCAUUAACAUGAUGCAACAGGAGGUUAAGCCUCUUCUCCCCCAGAUCCCUGGUGUCAGCGUUGACGACUACUGCAACACCCUCCUCGGUCGUUUCUCCAACCCCACUCUCAAGGACGAGCUUCCCCGUAUCUGCCUCGGUGGCAGCGGCAAGAUCCCCCAGUUCAUCAUGCCCAGCAUUGCUGAGCAGAUUGUCGCUGGUGGUCCCCUCCGCCGCCUUACCCUUGUAGCCGCCGCCUGGUUCCGCUACAACAACGGUGUCGAUGAUGCCGGCAAGGCCUUCAAGGUCGACGACCCCAUGGUCGAGGAGCUCCAGGCCCACGCUGCACAGGGCCCCAUGGCUCAGCUCAACAUCAAGAGCUUGUUCGGUGACGAUCUCCGCAACGACAAGCGCUUCGUUGCCGAGCUCCAGACUGCUCUCGAGGGUCUCGAGAAGCACGGCGCCAUGGCCAUGAUUGAGAAGUACGCUUAAGUGCAAAUGAUUUUAGAAGGAAAGAAAGAGAUACCCAUCAUCGUCACGACACUUUUUUAUUCUUUUUUACUUAGAAUCCAGGGAUCACCAAUGGGAUUGGGAAAGGGAAAUGGAAAGGGAAAUGGCGGUACUACUUGCAAGGAGUCCAAACACAACAUGCGAAAAGCGGUGUGUUGUGUGUUUUCGUUAUCAACAUCACUUGGGGCGUUUGUUCGUUUUUCUCGUCGAAACCAAAAAAGAAAGUUAGAGCGUUUUUUUGUCCGACAUUGCAUCUACUUUAUCAUCUAGCAAGCGAUCUUGUUUUUCUCGAGCAUUUCUCCCUUUCAAGCACAUCCGACAUAGAAGACUUUUAAUUCAAGAAGAUGCAACU